Marasmius oreades (fairy-ring Marasmius) is the source of this 1840-nucleotide messenger RNA. RefSeq lists its product as uncharacterized. The record is from RefSeq and is a predicted model, not a curated record. Gene Ontology annotation, cellular component: cytoplasm. The transcript has 3 exons. Bases 16 to 1272 code for a protein of 418 amino acids. NCBI's taxonomy places the organism in Eukaryota, Fungi, Basidiomycota, Agaricomycetes, Agaricales, Marasmiaceae.
UCUCCACUAACCGCAAUGAGUUCAGCCAACCCGUUCAGUGACCCAUCUCCUCCUUCGUCAUCAACAACCAUGACCCAACAGCCAGACAUCGCCCAGGCAGUACGAGAUACCGUCACUGUGAAAGGUUCUAGAAUGGGUAGAAGUCAUACUCAAAAUCCUUCACCUUCAUUAGCCAAGUCUCCCCCACCAGCACCUCGACGUUCCCAAUCUCAGGAUCCUGCACCUAAAGUCCCCCCAAAAUCCCCGAAAAAGAAGGGUUCGCAACAUGCAGAUGUCAUUGACCGUCUCGAUUUCUCAGGUGUUGGUCCCAUGUUUCAUCACGAUGGUCCUUUCGAUGCAUGUGCACCCUCCAGAAACCGUCAUCGUAAUAAAGCUCCCAUGAUGGCAUGGACGCAAGACCCCAACCAACUCGUCGAUCUCCAUUCCGGAGACAGUCCCUAUCCUGCCCCAAACAAUAAGGCUUAUAAUGGCUUCUCUAAAGACUAUUAUGAGCCUCCCAAGAAGAAGGUCGAUGUCCUUGCCGAAGCCUGGGGUGUUCACGAGCCAGAGCCGUUUGAGGAAUUCUCUGCCGGUGGCGGAAACCGUGGUGGAACUCCAGCCAGCUCGAUAUAUAAUGGAAAAGAAUCUCACAGGUCGUCUCAGCGCUCUUCCAAGGACAACAGAGACCAUCGCGAGGUGUAUCGCGAGUAUCUUGAAGAUCCAGCAGCAAGAGUCAACAAAAUUCCUCGUCGUUCCGGAAUUCCACCUCCUCAACCCAUUUUCGUGCCUGAUCCCACUACUCCGCCUGCUGACCAGCCCAUCAUCAGUUCAUCACCUGGUUCUGCUAGUUUUCCUAAGCGGAGCAAGUCCCUCAUGCAUCGCAUCCGAAAGAUGCGCGACGCACCUAACGUUCCCGUAGGCUCUGACUACGAGGAAUCCCCCUCCUCCCCAAACUUCUCAUCGAAUAAUGUCAAUCCUUCUGGGGAGCAAACUGAGCGAGAACGUCCUACGCACAGAAGUCAGAAUUCGUUCCUCGGCAGAUUCGGUAACUCCAGAUCUCCCCCUCCUUCCGAUUCACAGCUUACAGAGCCAUACAUUUUCAUCGACCCCACCAGCAACAACACAAACAAGGAACUCCCCCCUGCCCCUUUGAGCAAUCACAGGGAGAAUGGCGCUGGUUACUUUGACUCUGCCACCCCCGGUGCGGUUUCUACCUCUUCGCCAGGAGGUGGCCUCGGCCGCAAGACAAGCCUCAUGAAGAAAGUUGGUCGGGUCGUCAGAGGCCAGCGAUGAUUUUCAUAAUUUUUAAUCAUCCUCCAGACAUGGUCAAUCAUCACGUGGAACCAGUCUACCUAUGCAAACCAGACACUUUUCCGCCCUCAGUUCGAUAUACCUUUUCCUACCUCCUCUUAUUUUCUUUCUGCCGAUAUACCUCUCCGUGGUCGCUUUUACCCCUUCUCAUCUCGCUUCGGCUCGCUCUAUCUAAACAUCUACUUGACUCUCCUUUACAUGUUCUUUGUCUCGGUUUCUCCUCUCAAAUCUUCUUCAUGAAAUUCUUUCCGUAGUACAACAACCGCUAUCGCUAUCCCCUGUCCGCAUCCACCUAUUCCAUCAUGGACAUCGGUAAUGUCGUUGUACAUAAACUACCCAUCCUAUUUCUUUCGACAUGGUUAACUUAUCGCUCAUGACCCAGCACACUCGCUGUAUGUAUUGUACAGUAUUAAGUGUACUUUCUGUUUCGUUCAAUAUCCCCGAUUAUGUAUGUUCCGUCAUUCCAACCAAGUACAAGUAAUGCCAAGCACUCGUUACUUAGUACUCAGGCCUCAGGAGCAAACAUCAAUACUUAACAGUUGUGUUGAAA